Molecule: messenger RNA, 447 nt
Organism: Amoebophrya sp. A120
Lineage: Eukaryota; Dinophyceae; Syndiniales; Amoebophryaceae
Source: the annotation of a GenBank genome assembly
AUGGUGCGGAUGCGGAUUCUUAGUCCGAAAAAAUUCAGUUGCGGAAGAAGACGAAAAAAAAUAUUGAUGAGCCAGAAGGGCAGUCGUGUAUCGAGUAGAAGCUUGAUGGUUUUCUCGAAAGGUUCGUCUUCUUGCGCCGUCCCAGUUCCUAAGUAUCUUUUCUCGCGCCGGAGCUUUUUUCCUACUUGCAGCGCAUUGAGCUUGUAUUCUCGAUUUUGGCGUCAGGCGUCGAUCUGGCUUUAGUAGAAGAUCGAGAUCCAGUUGGCGUUCUAAUUCUUGCGUUGUUUUCAUCUCCUACGUCGGGAUCAAGAAAAAGAGCAAUUGGACACAAGAACACAGAUCUUUGAAAACUGCAGAACUUCAAUACAGUCGUUUCCUGAACCAGAAGCACGCACGACGCACUUUAAGUUUUACAACAUACGCGUCGGCUCUUGUACUAACACGAAG